This is a messenger RNA of Prorocentrum cordatum, 854 nucleotides long. The record is from the annotation of a GenBank genome assembly. Lineage: Eukaryota; Dinophyceae; Prorocentrales; Prorocentraceae.
CUAACCCUGGCCCUCCCGGACGUUGCCGCGCUCCUCCCUCCUCCCCUCGCCUCUCCUUGGAGGGCCCGCGGCCACGGCUGGGCGCGUGUGGCGGCCAUGCCGAAGGCACGGAACAAGACCGCUGCCAUGCUGUCGGACCUGGACGAGGCCAAGGAGGAGGUCAAGAGGCAGGCGCUGGAGGAGGCCAAGGGCUUGGUGAAACACGACGUCCAGUCCGCGAAGGAGCAGCUCAAGGACGAGAUCGGCCCGCAGGUCCGGAGCGCGGCCGCGCUUGCGGAGGGCGCCGGCGCGAAGGCGCAGAGCGCGGCGGAGACGGCGUCCGCCCUGGGCGCAGACGUGGGCGGCCUGCGGGACGGUUUGCAGGAGCUGAAGCACAAGCUCCGGACGGAUAUGCAGAACGGGGACGCCCAGGUGCGCCAGCACGUCGCCGACGAGCUGCAGCAGAUGGGGGUCAAGUUCGACGAGCAGCUGCUGAAGCUGGCGACGCGGAUAGAGGGGAUGGUGGCGGAGCGCGCCUCCGGCGUGGUGGGCGAGGCCGCCGCCCGCAUGCGCGCCGACCUGGAGGCCACCGCCGCCGGCCUGCGCCAGGAGACUGCCGCGGCCUGCGCGGAGGUGCGAGAGGAGCUCGGCGGCACGCUCACCGCCGAGGUGGCGGGCAUCAAGGCGAAGAACGCCCAGCAGGACAAGGAGUUGGAGAGCACCAAGAAGAGGCUCAUGGCGGACAUUAGCGCGCAGGAGGAGAGCCUGCGGUCGCAGACCCGGCGGCUGGAGGAGAGCUCGAAGCGCGCGAUGGCCGAGGCGCAGGGCUCUCUGGAGACGGCCAGCCGGGAGGCGACGGAGCGGCUGCGGGUGCU